Molecule: messenger RNA, 1482 nt
Organism: Trypanosoma cruzi
Lineage: Eukaryota; Euglenozoa; Kinetoplastea; Trypanosomatida; Trypanosomatidae
Product: mucin-associated surface protein (MASP), putative
Exons: 1
Coding region: 1-1482 (493 amino acids)
Source: RefSeq, a predicted model, not a curated record
AUGAUGAUGAUGACUGGCCGUGUGCUGCUGGUGUGUGCCCUCUGCGUGCUGUGCUGCGGUGCCGGCGGGGUUUAUGCGAGGAACCCUGACAACAAUUCACUGGGCGGCUACAUGGCGUCGGGAGGGCUUGGAGGGAAUACGUCGUUUUUGUCAAACGGAUCCAUUAAAAAAUUAUCCACACCGCUUUUGCUGUCAGCAUCGUUUAUCUCUGCUAUACAAGCCGAAGCUCGUGAAGGAAAAGUUCCUUCUCCAGGAGUUACUAAUUCACCUUUAAGUGGAGUCGCGGGUCUUAGUCCUGCUUUUUCCGGCCCUGCCGCUGCUAUUCCUGCUCCUGGCCCUGUUCCUGGUCCUGCUAUUCCUGUCCCUGGUUCUGUUCGUGGUCCUGAUGCUCCUAUUCCUGGUGUUGCUGUUCCCAGUCCUGGUCCUUCUGGUCCCGGUCUUCGUGCUGCUGGUCAUGGUCUUGGAGCUUCUUUUCCCAGUCCUGCUGUUUCCGGUGUUGGUGCUGCUAUUCCUGGUCGUGGUCCUGCUGGUCCCGAUCAUGUUCCUGGUGCUAUUCCCGGUCAUGGUCCUGCUGAUCCCGGUCUUGGUCCUGCCGGCCAUGGUCAUGGUCCUGCUAUUCCUGUUCGUGGUCCUGGUGCUAUUCCUGGUGUUGCUGUUCCUGGUGCUCCUGUUCCCGGUAACGGCCCUGCUUUUUCCGGUCGUGAUGCUGCUAUUCCUGGCCCUGGUCCCAGUCCUGUCAUUCCUGGUCCUGGUUCUGCUGUUCAUGGUCCUGCUGAUCCCGGUGCUGUCAUUCCUGGUCCCGGUGCUGCUGCUGCUUUUUCCGGUCACGGUGCUGGUCCCGGUCUUGGUCCUGCUAUUCCUGGACAUGGUCCUGCUGGUCCCGAUCCUGCUUUUUCCGGUCUUGUUCCUGCUGUUCCCGGUGCUGGCCAUUCUGUUGGUGGUGGAAGUAAACCUCCGGACUCUCGCUCUGUCGUUACUUCCUCAAGUCAAGGUGGUAGUGAAAAAACAGCCCCGGUCAGUGUUUCAUCCGAUGAGCGGAUUGCAUCCCCAGAGGAAGUUUUGGCACAAAAAGAAACAGGGAGUCAGGGCACCUCUUCGCCCGAAGGACAGCCAACGGUGUCAUCCAACACUGAAAAGCAACGAAACAAUUCUGCCUCAGCAGGGGGUCACAGUCUUGGCCACGACGCCGCGGGAGACGAACUUCAAGACUCUUUGCAAGAACAACAGAAAAAUGACCAUUCACAAACGAACGAGACAAAAAAAUCAUCAGGGGACCAAAUUACAGAGUCCCAAAGCAGUGGAGGAGCACUCUCGGAAGUAUCCAACAAAACAACGCAUGGGAUAAAAACUCAACAGCCAAAGACAAAUUCAGCAAAUGAGAAGAACUACAGUCAAAACACGGAUGCAUCCCACUCCACCUCCCCUCUUUUGCUUCUUCUUGUUGUUGCGUGUGCGGCUGCGGCUGCGGUGGUGACCGCGUGA